This is a messenger RNA of Grus americana (Whooping crane), 894 nucleotides long. RefSeq names its product thyroid hormone-inducible hepatic protein-like. Gene Ontology annotation, biological process: regulation of lipid biosynthetic process. The transcript is spliced from 2 exons. Gene Ontology annotation, cellular component: cytosol. Lineage: Eukaryota; Metazoa; Chordata; Aves; Gruiformes; Gruidae. The record is from RefSeq and is a predicted model, not a curated record. Bases 86 to 481 code for a protein of 131 amino acids.
AGCCCUGGGCAGGGACGGGGAGCAGGCAGCCCCCUGAGAAGAGCCCAGCCCAGCCCAGCGCUGUCCGAGCCGUGGGAGCGGGGCCAUGGAGCAGUACUUCUCGGCCACCCAGAAGAUGGAGCAGGAGGUGAUGUUCCCCAGCCUGCUCCGAGGGGUCUUCCCGCAGCAGGAGGGGGCGGCCCCGGCCGCGGGCGGCCACACGGACCUCUACGAGCGCUACCAGCUCCUCAAGGCCAUCAAGCCCAUGGUAGAGAAAGGCCUGGCCUCUGUCACCGACCAGAGCCCGACUGGCGCUGAUGCCGACACACCCUCGGACGACGACGACACCAUGGACGCCCAGCUGGAGGAGCGCCUGUCCCACCACCUGGCCGGCUUGCAGCAGGUCCUCACCCACCUCACCAGGGACACCAACGCCCUCACCCGGAGGUACAGCCAGAUCCUGGAGCAGAUCAGCCCCAGCGAGGGGCAGCCCAGCUGGUGACCCUGCCCCGGCUGCCAGCUGUUGUUGCAGGAUGAGUGCUGGUGGCACGAAGGAGAGGACAUCCCCAUCGCUGACCAUCGCGGGCUCUGCCCCAGCCCCCUCACCCUCCCCGCACGGCGGCAGCUCAUCUCCUAGCGCUGGGACCGCACGUCGGUGAUGGUUGCGACCACCGCAGAACCAGAUGGUGCCUUAUCCUCAUAGGAAGAAGCAUCUGGUUGUGCUGGGAGGGCCAUCAAAGAGCCCCACGGCUCGUGCCCUCCUCUUUAUUUUCAAAGAGCGGCACAAAGGCGGCAGUGUCGCACGGCGGCCCUGACCUCCGACGGUCCCCUGCGACUGCCGAGCCCUUUUCCAGUGGAACCUGGACUCCGAGGGGCGUUUUCCCCACUCUUUGCUAAUAAAAUGAGCCCUGCAAA